Messenger RNA from Chiloscyllium plagiosum (whitespotted bambooshark), 6287 nucleotides. The record is from RefSeq and is a predicted model, not a curated record. NCBI's taxonomy places the organism in Eukaryota, Metazoa, Chordata, Chondrichthyes, Orectolobiformes, Hemiscylliidae.
UUUGCUGAGUAUCCCUUAUCGAGGACAAGGAAUGUGUGUAUCAGCUAAAAACUGACCCAAUUGAAUACAAGUAUACAACAUCGUGUCUACAGUCUCAGAUAUUUGAGGCUGCAGUCUGUUCUAAGAUUUCCAGUAACAGUGCCCUUUAAAGGAAGGCAGGCUGCCAUUCUUACCCAGACUGACAUACACGUGACUCCAGACCCUCAGCAAUGUGGUGGACUCUGAAGUCCCCUCUGAAAUGGCCUUAGCAAAUCACCCAAUACAACCUGGAAAAGGGAUGAGAAAAUGAUAGUGUCACUGACCGAUGUCACUCCACUUCUGCUGAGGCAACAUGGCAAAACUGCAAAUGCUUUCGACGACCAGUGAGGCCGGUUACCACGGCUACGAGGUGUACCCUGCGUUCUCCCCCCGAUCCGCUGACCCAGGCUACACCCAGGCCGUGAUGGGAAGUGUUGGCAGUGGCGUGGCAAACGAGCAGGAGUUUGCGAUGAAAUGCGUGAACGGCAAUAAUCGAGCAGGGCACAGCCAGAUCGCUGGGCGGCAGCACGAGGGACUGAGGAACGGCUACACUUCCCGGGAAUUCUCCAAACGCUACUCGGCCGACGACCAGGGCUACAAGCCCGAGAAGGUGUCUAAUUCCUUGUACAUUAACGGGGAGCAUCGCAUAGGUGACCGGACAAAAACAGACGUGACCAAUAACAAUGAGAGGAACCUGCCCCCCCAGUACAAGGAGCCGAGCAAUCCACCAAAGAUACUGCCCGUAUCCGGCAAACUGGAACAGAACAGUGAGUCAUUGAUUCGACCCUCUGCAUUCAAGCCUGUUGUCCCCAAAAACUUCCACUCUAUGCAGAACCUCUGCCCACCACAAAGCAAUGGAAUAAUAGACAGUAGGAAAAGCCUUAAUGCCCAUCAUAUCAGUAGCAGCAGCCCUUCAGCUGGGAGAGUCGGACUGGAAAAGGCAGGUCACAGCAGGACUAUAAACCACGGAGGUGGAAUGUCCGAUUCUGGCCGUAACUCACUGACCAGCCUUCCCACGUACGGAACGGGCUACAGCCAACACAUCGGGCCAAUGAGUGCUUCGACAAGCCACAUAAACCGUCUAGGAACCUCAUAUGGAGAGAGGGGAAUGCUGGGCUAUAAUGGAAUAUCUACCUCCGAUAGUGGACGGUCUUCCAGCAAAAGCGUGGCCUCUUUCAACAAACUCAAUCACAUGCAGGAAACGCUAACCUAUCACUCACCAUCGAACGACGAUAUCAUUCAGGACCUUGAAGACCGGCUGUGGGAGAAGGAACAGGAAGUUCUCCAAAUGAGAAGAAGCCUCGACAAGAGCGAGGCGGCCAUAGUGCAAGUCUUUGAGGAGAAGCAGAAAAUAUGGGAGCGUGAGAUGGAGGACCUGAAGCAGAAUUAUGCCAACAAGCUCCAGCAGGUGUCCAAGAAGGCCCAGAGAGCUCAACAGGCCUUACAGCUUCAAAUCUUCAAACUCCAACAAGAGAAGAAGAAACUGCAGGAGGAUAUUGGGCAGCUGUUGCAGCAGAGAGAAGACCUGGAGAAAAAAUGUAUGACUUUUAAGAAAGAGCAGUCUGAACUUCUGCCCAAACUUGAAGAGACCAAAUGGGAGGUGUGUCAGAAAGCCGGUGAGAUCUCCUUAAUGAAGCAGCAGAUGAAAGAUUCCCAAGCUGACAUGGCCCAGAAACUGAAUGAGAUGGUGGCUCUAAGGACACAGCUGAAAGAGGCAACAUCAGCGUUGAGGGCCAAAGAGGAGCAGGUCCUCGUUCUGAAGGACUCUGUCAACGCCAAGGGCAUUGAGCUGGAAGUGUGCGAGAAUGAGCUGCAGAGAAAAACCAGUGAGGCUCAGCUCCUGCGGGAAAAGCUAGGCCAGAACGAAGCAGAGAUUUGCGGAUUAAAGCAGGCGCUGGCCUCCAGGGCUAACCAGAGCUGGGACAGCCAGGAAGCAGUGGAGGAGCCCAGGGAGGAGGUGGCCUGUGAGAGCGACGAGGCGAAAAUGCAGCGGCAGAACGAGGAUGCGGUCAAAGCGCUGAAGAAGCAGAUCGAGAGGCUGCAGGGAGAGCUGAGGCUGGAGAGACAGCAGCAUGAGCAGCAGGUGGCGCAGUUCGAGGAGGAGAGGCAGACGUGGCAGGAUGAGAAGGAGAAAGUCAUCAAAUACCAGAAGCAGCUGCAGCUGAACUAUGUGGAAAUGUACCAGAAGAACCAGGCGCUGGAAAGCAAACUGGGCGAGAUAAGCACAAAGGCUGGUUCACCCACCGCCGACGAAAUCAAGCAAUGGACACCAUCGAGACUCGAACGGAUUGAAUCCACUGAAAUAUAAUUUGUGAUGCUGACUGUACUUUAUGUUGAUAUACAAAGUGGGACUAUUGCCAUGUUCUGUCUCAACCUAUUUGUCUGUUUAAUUCACAGGCAUCCGGUAGCUUGUUUCCGUUUUAAUGCAACGUUGAGGUUGAACACCAGAAAUUUAGCCUUCCUUUUCUUUGAAAUUGGUUGUGGAUUAAGUCAAAUGCUGUUCUCCCUCCCCCAACACCUACCCAACCAUCCUUUGCAGUAAAACCUCAUUAUGGUUCAGUUUCUGUUCCACAUUGUCUGCUGACAUGGAUUAGAGGGGUCAGGCUACCUCUGGACCACUCCAUCUUGGUUUGUACCAGUGUUCCUGGUGGCAUAUACCAGUGCAGUCAUUUCCCUGCUUGGCACUCUGCCAGUGUUGAGGUCGGAAUCUCACAUUCUGUCACAAUAAAACAAAAGAAUGUGGAUAGCAGAAAGCUGACAAGCUGCUCCUUGGGCAGAUAGCGUUCAAUCCAUCUGGCAGUGAAUCACUCCUGCCCCUGCUGGUCUUCCCCUUUCGUUCAGUCCUCCAGCAGCUCAUCACACUUUCACAUCCACUUACUGUGCAGUCGUUUAAUAAUCAGUUCAUUCUCUAACAUCUUCUAACCCUGGUAAAAGAACCAUGAAACUUUAACUCAGUUUUCCUCCUGCUCAGAUGUUGCAGCUUGCACUUCUGAACUUUUCUAAACUGUUUCUGUUUUUAUGUGAUGAAUUUCAGUCAGGUCUUCCAGUGACUUGUAGACCAGAAACAUUGUUGAGGCCCUAAAGUGGUCAAUUAAUAGACACUGACAGGCACACUUCACUUGCUGCUGGUAUUUUACCAACAAUGCAAGGAGACCCAUGCCAUGUUACCAGGCCGCUGGGUAAACCUGUUCCUGUGAGCUUAUGGUUGAUGGGGGUGGGGUAGGGGAGUCCCUCAAGUACCAGCAGUGCCCUCAUCUUUUGUCCCCACUCCCCGGCCUCUCAAUUGUGGCUCACCAUCCCCCUUAGGCCUACCUGACAGGUCUGGGCAAAACUGUCUUUGUCUUGCUUCCAUGGGGGACUUGCUGCAGUCCCAGCUCUGGCCACCACUGCUGGUGGCGCUGCUUUGACUGGAGAACUGCUGGGAAUCUGCUAUGUCCAUAGCUGUUGGGACAGCCUCCAAGAUGGGAUGGUGGAGGCUACAUCUUGAAAUCAGUGAUGUUUAUAACUAAGCCAUUCCUUCUUGGCCCCCUAGAGAUGUGCUCACUCCACACCACCCCCACCUAGGUCCCAACUGGGAGGGGAGGGGUGGGUGCAAAGCCAUCAGCUCCAUGGAGACUUGCAGCCAACGACAGAGGGCCUCACACUCAGCUCGUAUCACGGAAUGUCUCACUUCUGGAUGGUCUCACUUUCUAUUGUCAUGUCUGACCACGGCAGACCAAUGAAGUUAGAGAUCAGCUAUGAUCGAAUUGAAUUGUGAAAUGGGCCCAAAGUGCCAAUUAGCUGACUCCAGUGCUCCCUGAGCACAGUGGCUGGGGCAUGCAUCCUGGGCCCACGUGCAGCCAGUCAGGAAAUGAAGAGGCAGCUUGAGAUGACAUGGAUCUUCUACCUGUAGCACUUUCUGUGUGAAUGACCCCUUGCACACUGCAGCGGGGAAGUGCAGCAACUACCUGUACAAUGCAUUCCAUUUCUGUGAAGGUGACACAGUGUGUCAUAGAACCAGAUACAGCACAUUGCUCCACAGUGAGGUGGCACAUCCAUCAGUUUCCUAUCUUGUGAAUGCUGCCAUGGAGACUUUAGAUUUCAGUCAAUGAAAGCUGUUCAAUUAAUCCUGGAGCUCACGCCUUCAUUUAGAACGUCAAGACAAAUUUCAGAUCGAAGCAUCAAGCUACAGUGUACUUUGCAAAUACUACCAUGUUGUGCAUUAACAAUCUCUGAGGCUUUAACCAUUCAGUUUCCUGUGUCCUGUUUAGUUCUUCUGUAUGUUUCCUAUGAAAAGUUGCUUACUAAAGAUCUUCAUCCUGAUUUUGACACUUCAAUCCUAAUUUCUGCCUUUCAAUACAUCUCACCAAACCUUUACCUUCCAGAAACAAAUCUAAUUAUCUCCUCAGCCCUAUGGCCAUCUGCUUCAAUGGCCUUCACUGGGAGGUUUCUCACCAAGUCUGUUCCCCCUCUGAGUAGAAAGGAACAAAGUUCCUGCUGUCAUUCCUUCCUUCUAAGUUCUCCCUCUACCAUGAUGAAGAAUUUCGCUGGAUCAGUUUUGUUCACAACUCUUGCUAUGUUGAAAGGUCAAUACCAAAUUUCAUAUCAGAGUUAAAAAGUCCAAACCAUUUUUCCAAAUACAAAAGCCUUAAUUUUUUUUCCAAAAUGUAAAAAUGUGCAUGCAAGUCUUAUAAAAAAAGGAUCAGCUUUAGUCCCAAUGUCCUGCCUUUUCUUCAUAUCCUUUUUUAAAAAUUUUGCCGUCUCUAAAUAUACACAGAAAAACAUAGAAAUUAAUUCUUACUCCAGUUAUAUCUUACUCUAUAUUACAUGAGAGAUAAAAGUGUUUGAGUAAAGUCUGGAGAUAACAGCAUAUCUGAUAAUCUGUCAGACAGGAAAACAAUAUCACCUGUGCCUCAAACACAUAACCAGCAGGUUUACGUGGCUUUGUAGAAUGAUAUUAGAAUUGUGAAACUUAACCCAGGCUGUUCUAAAUUGAGUGGAGCCCUAAACUUUAGUAGUUUUCUCUCAUCUCUUCAAUUUCCCCUCUCAGAAUUCUUCGUGGUAAAAGAGAAUUGAUCAGAAUCACCCAACCUUUUAAUGGAGAAUUAAUCUGGGAAAUGUAUAGCAUGGGAAGAGGCCAUUCAGCCUAUCGCACCUAUGCUGACGUUAAAGACAGGGAAGGAGUUAAGAAGCAAAGAAUUGUGGUUCAAUGAUAUGCAUUCAAUUUGUAUUACGGUACCAGCAAGAACAAAAAAAUGAAACCCUAUCAUUUAAAAAUUGUGCAUCACUACAUCAGCCUUCAGAGAAUCACUGGCUAAUCACUGUUAUUGUAUUAUCCACUUGAACAAUGAAUUUUCCAUUAAUUUGUUCAUUUGUAAAUAUUGAGUCGAGCUUGUGUAGUUUCGUGUAACUACGUGUGCCUGUGCUGUGUUUAAAGGUAAACAUUAUCCAUUCUAAAGUUACAUGAAUUCUAAGGAUUUCCUGUACAACUAGACAAUGCAAAUUCUCAGUUGCUGCACAUCUUUCUCCCAGCACUGUGUAACAGUUAAUUUAAUGCAUCACCAGGUAACAGUGAUCCUUACCUGGUAGAACUUAAUAAGGUCAUUGAAGAAACUGUUGGAUUUAUAAGACAUAAAGUACAAUUUGUAGGUGUGUGACUAAACAUUUAAAGCUGUACAACGUCACCAAUCACUCUUGUUUUUGCUUUACCUAAUUCCCUCCUAAAGCAAUGGGUAAGAUGCUAUGAAUAGGGAAUGCUACAAGAUCAAGAAUGGUUGUGAAGGUUGUGUGCACGUUGGCGGGUGCUUGAAUGUAGUGGUGGGCUUUGCAUUAUAUCUGAUACACUGUGACUUGUUUUAAAAUUGCGAUUUUCCUAUUUGUUGUCAUGCCAGUGGGUCACAGAACAGGUACAGAGCCUGAAAUUCUAAACAGACCUAUUUUGCGCAUCGAAGUGGGGAGAGCCAGAAUCUGUCCCACACUGUGGGACUGGGGUAACUUGAACACUCAGGACUGGGGCCCAUGUAUCUUUAAUGGUGUUCUGUUCGAUGUCCAAUGCAAUCCAUCUUCAACAUAUGCGGAAUGUACCUAUGAGACCUCACUGGAACACUUGCAGGAAGUUAGACCCAGGGUUUAUGGUGAAUGUUUGCUGGUGAGUUUACACACAUAAUGUGAACUAUAAAAAGAGGUAGGCCAAACAAACCAGUGAACCUGCUCUAUUAUAGAAUCCCUACAGUGUGGAAUCAGGUCUUCAGCCCAACAAGUCCACACUGACCCUCCGAAGAGUAACCCAC